Messenger RNA from Paramecium octaurelia, 1825 nucleotides. NCBI's taxonomy places the organism in Eukaryota, Ciliophora, Oligohymenophorea, Peniculida, Parameciidae. The record is from the annotation of a GenBank genome assembly.
AAUGGAUCAAAAAUAAAAGGUUUAAUCAUUAAUGAACAAUUAUGUAAAGAAGGAAAUCAACAGAUCAGGAGUGGUGAAUGUAAAAGUUUAUUUGAACAAUGAAUUAUUGCAUUCAAUCUAAUUUCCAACUUCAAAUCAAACCACAUUAAAUUUAGUUAAUCAUUUAAAAGGUUUGUUAAAUUAGCCAUUAGUAGUCGGAUUUUAAACAUUAGAUUAAAACAUACCUUUGGAUUUCUAUUUGACUUAGAAUUAAGAUUUAGGAUUUCUAACCAAUUAGACAAUUUAAUUAAAGCCCUUACAUUCAAUACAGCAAGCUCUGAUAUCAUUGGACUCGUUCUAUUUUUUGUAAUGCAUAGGUGUUGGAGGAUUUUCAAGAGUCUAUUUGGUGAGAUGCAAAUCGAAUGGUUAAUUUAUGGCAUUGAAAAUGAUUUCAAAACAAUUCAUUUAAGAACAUGACAAAUUCUAAAUCAUCUAGAAUGAAAGAAACAUCAUGGUUGCUUUAGCAGAAUAGAGCAACUCACAUCCAUUUCUAUGUAAAUUAUUAAGUGUAUUUGAAACAAAAAGUUGGGUUUGUUUUGCCUUGGAAUACUGUCCAGGAGGUGAGUUGUUUUAACAAUUGAAGAGAGUGAAGAGGAUGGAUGAACAAUAAGCAAAGUUUUAUUUUAGUUAAGUUUGUUUGGCUAUUCAUCAUCUACAUGAAAAUGGUAUUAUCUAUAGGGAUAUCAAACCAGAGAACAUUCUGAUAGAUCAGGAUGGCAAUAUCAAAUUGGCUGACUUUGGUUUAGCCAGACCAAAUAUGAAGGAUGACUUAUUGGCCUUUUCAUUUUGUGGGUCUCCAGAAUACAUGGCACCUGAAAUGCUACUAAAGUCAGGACAUAACUAUUAGAUUGAUCAUUAUUGUUUGGGAGCUCUACUUUAUGAAUUACUAACUGGUUUGCCUCCCUAUUAUUCAAAUAAUCCAGAAUAGAUCUAUAAAAAUAUCCUAUAGCAUGAUUUAACAUUACCAAACAAAAAUUGCAGUGCAGAGUCUAGAGAUCUUAUGUAGAAGUUGUUACAAAAGGAUGUUUUUAAUCGUUUAGGAAAGGAAUAUGGGAUUUAUGAAAUUCUAAAGCAUCCUUGGUUGUAAGAUAAAUCACUUUACAAAAUUCUUAAUAGAUAAUAUGAACCUCCUUUCAAACCAGAUCUCAUGAAGAUGAAUUUUGAUUAAAAUGAAAUUACUAAAGGAGAGAAUAAUUUUUAGAGGGAUCUCUAAAAAUCAUUGAAUUCAGAUAAUGAAAAUGUUUUCACUCCUUUUUUCUCUAAUUUUUACUUUUCUUCAAUAGUUCAAAAGACUUAAGCAAGAUCAGCUUCAAUAACCUAAAUAAAUUCAUCCAAUAUUGAUGAUAAGAUUAACAACCUAUUAAUAAGUAGUAAGGUUAAGAAUGUGUUGCAAACUCACACAGCAUCUUAGCCUAAUAUACAUUGUUAGUUAAAACAAAAAAAAGUGUCUUAGGAAAGAAAUUCAGAUAAUAACAAAGAAAAUAUAAUGAAAAACUUUAGUUCCCUUAUUACUAAGACAUGUAAAAAACAUAAGAAGAAUAAUUAAAGCAUGCCUGAUCAAAGUUGUGGCAUCUCUUCUGAAAUGAGAUCGUUAUCAACUUAGAAAAUAAUAGAGUCACAAAAAGUGCCAUCUACAUUUAAUACAACUCUUUUAAAAUCUUAAUUCACAGAAACUGAUGACGAUUCAAGUGUUAAUAAAACACAUAAAACUCUUUUUGGGGAAACUAAAAGUUUGAAUAAAAACUUCACUAAUUAAUGCACAUUAUUGAGAUUUUUCAAAUAAUGA